Messenger RNA from Branchiostoma floridae (Florida lancelet), 696 nucleotides. RefSeq lists its product as uncharacterized. Lineage: Eukaryota; Metazoa; Chordata; Leptocardii; Amphioxiformes; Branchiostomatidae. The record is from RefSeq and is a predicted model, not a curated record. Bases 73 to 681 code for a protein of 202 amino acids. The transcript has 3 exons.
CAUUUGCGCAGUGAAUAUUCUGGGUGGUGGCUGAGGUUCUAAGGUUUGGUACAAAAGAACGGGAAAGUUGUCAUGUCUGCGGCAGUGAAAGUCGUGUUUGGGGCGUUCCUUGUUCUGGUGCUUCACUGUGGCCCUGUGGUCCCGUGUUCGGAGCCGGUGGGCUGGAAGCCCCUGCCUCUACAGACACGCAUUCAGAACGCGGACUGGAUCGUGGUAGCGACGGACCAGCUCCACUACAACCAGUCCAGCCAUCCGAACGGCCUGUCCUACUGGACACAGUUCGCCCUCCGCUGCGUCCUGAAAGGUGGCGGUCAGCCCACAUCGCCCUUCCACGUCCAGAACAUGGGCGUGCCGAGCCCGUUCGGGGGCGGCUGCACCGCGCACGAGGUCCGGGAGGGGAGGGACUACUUUCUCUUCCUGCUGUACGACCAGGCGGACGGAUACUACGUCAUUGAUGAAGUGAAUCACGAGCAAGGGGUGUAUGAAUACACGAGUGAGAACAUACAGAUAUUUGAGGAGGGCCUGGGCCGGUUCCAGUGUGACCGCACACCGGGACAGACGACCACGAAAACGCCCAAGACCACAACAACGCCCCGCCCUGUAGGAGCGGCACCUAGCGGAAUCGCUUCAAGUCUCACCAUGCUCCUCGGAUGCUUCACCGCGAUUCGUAAUCUGUCUUGAAUGAUACUAUGUAAC